AUGCCUACCCGUCCAGCUCGCCGAGAGCGCCGUCGCGCAGAGCGCCGCAACGCCAACCAAGCCUUUUCUCCGAUAUUGCGCAUGCCACUGCCACCACAAGGCGCAACAACCGCCUUAGUCGAUCGAACGUUCCUAACGAUCUUCAUGUCCGCUGACCCCAUCGUGCGAACUGUCAUGCGCCUCUUGCUCAUCCAGACAAGCUUCGCACACAGCCAGGUCCUGGGGUUCGAGAUAUGGAAAGAAGCACUGCGGCAGGAGAAGCCACGACGAUCUGCGCCGAACUACGCCCAGCAUGAAUACCAGAUCUUGUGCUUCGAGGCUAUCACCGAAUUGCACUAUACGCAUAUCCACGUCCUUGCGGCGCUAGAGCUGGACUAUGCGCGACAGGUCAUCAUGUGGGGUCUCGAGUGCAGCAAAGCGGAGGCGGAAUGGGAUAUGCACUUCAUCGCACGCAGGAGGCUGGAGCUUGCGCAGCUGAACCGUCUCACUUCGAAGCUGGCCCUGGCGUUUGAAGAAGAGUUGCAGGGUUUGCUGGGAAACGAGAACCUGUUCUCGUUGCAGACGGAGGGUGCCAUCCUCUUAGGAGCGCUGGAGAAAUUCAGAGACAACUUUGCACACGGCUUGGUGGUUGCGGAUGAGGAGACCUUGGCAGAUCUGGAAGUGGCGGGCUUGUAA
Ascochyta rabiei is the source of this 675-nucleotide messenger RNA. RefSeq lists its product as uncharacterized. The transcript has a single exon. Lineage: Eukaryota; Fungi; Ascomycota; Dothideomycetes; Pleosporales; Didymellaceae. The coding region runs from base 1 to 675 and encodes 224 amino acids. The record is from RefSeq and is a predicted model, not a curated record.